This is a messenger RNA of Papaver somniferum (opium poppy), 3549 nucleotides long. RefSeq lists its product as uncharacterized. Lineage: Eukaryota; Viridiplantae; Streptophyta; Magnoliopsida; Ranunculales; Papaveraceae. The record is from RefSeq and is a predicted model, not a curated record. The transcript has 18 exons. Bases 2482 to 3132 code for a protein of 216 amino acids.
AUGAAAAUGAAAAAAGAUUUAUGUUACACGCUCCCAUCAGCUCUCAAAAGAUUUUUUGAUUGAUUCACUGAUCGAUUCUGUUUCCCCUCUUCACACAAACCCUGGAUCCUUGCUUUCCUGUUUGGUUGAAUUGUUUAAUUUUUAUUACAAUGGGUGUUUCAUCAGAUUUGAUUUGUGCUGUGAGAAACAGUGGGUUUCAUCAGAUUUUGGUUUCUAGGGUAAAGCCAGCUCUCAAAUUUCGAUCCGAAGUCUUCAAUUUUGUAGGUUCUCCAAUUUACUAUCAAUUAGAUCGUGGGUUUUCUGGAUAAUUUCUAUUUAAUCGUUGCGGAGGAAAUCAAAUUUUGGUUUUAGGUUUUUUUACAAAAGCAUUAUAUUUUUUUCGGAAUUAUAAAAGAUUGGGUAUUCAGACGAGGAGAAAUUUAGGGGGCAGAGUUUAAUCACGAAGACGAUGCAGAGGAAAGGAAGAACAAGGAAAAUCAAUUCGGAGCAAGAAAUAGAUAUGGGGGGCUUGCUUUGGAUGCGAAUUCGUUGCAGGGAGAUCAAUUUGAAGUAACUAAUCGUAAAAACAAUACCACCAGUUGAAAGACACAAAAUGUCUGUUUAGUUAGAGUUGUGGUUCUGCUUAGAAUUAUUGGAGCUGAGAUGCAUCUUUGCUCUUCCUUAAAGAAAAUAUUUGACAAUGUAUGUGUAUUGCAAAUCGUGGCUCAAAGUCCAGUAGACUAAGGGUUUGGGUAUUCGCAUGGUGUCACCUUGGGGUAGGGGUUGUGUUGCCUGCAUUGUACAAACAAUGAUUUCUGUAUGGUCUUUGAAGCGAAAUUUGAAGGAAUCGGGAGCAGUUUUGAGAUCGAGGGAUACGGAUAAAGCUUAAGAAAGGGAUGAUGAUGGUUGUGCUGAUUGUUUUGGUUGACUAAAACUCAUGCGAAGGGGUUGCUGUUGGUGCUGGAUGGCAAAGUGUCAUAGCUUAUGUGAACCUAGCCUGCUAUUACUUGGUCAAAAUUCCUUUUGAAAUGAUCCUCGGUUACCUUAUCGAUUUUCAAGUUACAGUAAUUUAUUUACUAAAAGUUUGUCUAUACUAAACCAUAAAGCAAUCCUGAGUGAUAUAGCCAGCAAGUACUCUGAUGGUAAACGACGGCUGUGUGAGGUCUGUCUUAUUAAAUACUUACAUCAUUGAUAAACUUGAUAGUUCCACUAAGUUUAAGAUGUUGAGAGUUAGAUUUUCGGGUCAGCAGGAACCUACAGUUUGGCGUUUAAAUUUCUGGCAUGAACCUGUUUCAAUCAUUUUUCAUUGGCAAUGGGGUAAGCUUUUUGGUUCAGACCACUGAAAGUUCUCCAUGGUUACAUCAAGUUGGGUUUGUGUUUUCAUUCUUUAGGUAGGGUUUAUCUCACUGUUUAAUUCAAUCUUUUGAGCAAACAGGCUAAAGUGUGUUUUCAGCUUACAUUAGGAAAGUGAUAUGAUGUUUGCUGUCUUAGCUCAAACGGCAGAGCACAUGGGUUUCACCCAUGUUUGUUCUGGGUUCAACUCCCACAGAUGGCUUGGUUAAACACUUUCCUUAUCAGGAAAUCAAAAACAGUUUAAACUCUAGAUUUCCUAGCUUAAUAGGCUUUCCUAAUCCUAACAGUUUACCCAUAUAAUUCCUCUAUAUAUACAUCUUGGAACUUCAUGAAAACUAUGUGAAUAUCAAUUCAGAGUAUCUGGAUUAGUAAAAGUUUACAUACAUUAUUGAUUUUAUUUGAAACACCAUGAGGUUAGAUUUUGAUUAUCUAGAAUUGGAUUCUAGAAUGUUUUAAUUGAUCAGUACAUUUAAUGAAUAGAUUUGUGUAUCAGUUCUUCAAAGAGGCAAAAGACAACAUCAUCAUAAGCUGGCGACGAUGGACAACAAUCCAUUAAUGCUAGGUCUGUUGCUGCGAGGUUAAGGUGGGAGAAGAACAGGCAGAGUAAAAGUGAAAAACAGGAACAGGUGGAGCGUGAAGCAAGGUUGAAGUUUGAACAACAACUUGAAAUUGCACGACAGGCUAGAGCGCAGGAGGAUAUUAGGCGGGAAAGAGAACAACAGGAAUACAAUGAGCGUGUUUUAAAAGAACAGUUAGCACGACAGCAGUUGAAUGUAAUGCCUGGAAAUCAGUUCAUAGAUGAAAGGAAAAAGGGAAUGACAUAAACAUAAUCACUAUGAGAUGCUUAUUGAUUUUCCAUUGGUUGUUGGUUCGUGUACAUUUUUCUCGCUCUUUGUGGUCCAUAAAAGUAAUGUUCGUAAGAUACAGCUUCGGAGAGUGGAGGGUAAGUGCCAGCGUCAUUUCAACGAGAAUGAACAACGACGUGAAAAAAAUCGUAAAGAAUUAUUAAAUAUUUGCAGUAAAGGAUCUGGGCAAGAAAUAUAACAACAGGAGUGUGAGCAUAUCAAUAGUUCAUUACAUGCUCAGGGAUUGGCUGUAUGUGGGGGAGAAGUUAAUUUGGGAGGGGAGGCUCGGGGUGGAGGACAAUUAAUGCAUCAGCAAACGCAGAGCGAUGAUAAUGUACUAGACAAUAAAGAAUAUAGACAGCGUGUACUGGAGGAGAGGCAGAGACAAAAUCAGGUAUUUAGUGAACAACCUUGCACACAAUAUAUACUCGGUGGAUCAAAGGCUAGGAAAUAUAAGACAUAUAAUGAAAAGAGAAAGGCCGACCGAGCAUCCAAAAAGGAACAAGUGCAGAAAGUUAAAAGCACUAAACAAGUAUCCUCGACACGAUCUGCAGCCCAAAAGGCACGGAGAGAGAAGGAGUUGGCAGAGAAAGAGAAGGAGGCAGCAGAUAUGAGGAGAAUGGCCGAUGCUGACACAGUUCGAAAAUUGAAUUUGGUUCCCAAGCCAAGCGUGCGUGUGCAGCCAGAAACAAAGAAGCAUACUAGGAUGAGAAAAGUUGUGGAGGAUCCAUUCGGUGGUCAAUAUGAGGGUGAUGAACCGUCAUAUCGUGUACGGUAUAUGGGUAGUGAUGCUGCGUGUGGGGAUCAGGUGGGUAUGGAAGAUGAAGUUGUGAAUAUGCACGUGGAUUCAAAAAGAACUCUCAUGAAAACGACGAUGAUAUGUCUAUUCCGCCUCCGGAUACGUCGUCCGACGAUUACAGUGACUACUAUGCAUCAGAGGAUAAUGAACUUCUGAAUGGGACUCCGGUGUUAUCUGCCUCUGUUAGAAAAACUACAAAAAGACGCACAAGGUUGGAUGAGUUCGGCCUGCAUUAUCUUGGGAAGAUGGAUAUUCAGUGCAAGUGUUGUGGGGCUUUUCACUGGAUCGACGAGCGAAAGAGCGAUUCUUCUUUGAUAAAUCCUGUUUUCAUGAGAUGCUGCCGUAAUGGACAAGUUAGAUUGCCGGAUCUUCGUGAGCCUCAUGAACCUCUUAGGAAAUUGUUCGAAGGGGAUGACAGUAGUUCGAAGUUGUUUAGGAAAAAUAUAAGGAAAUAUAAUUCAGCAAACGCCUUUACGAGUCUUGUAUGCCAGUAUGACAAUAGAGCUAAAAAGGGAGGUGGUCCUGAAAUUUUUUCAAUACAUGGAGAGCUACGUAGGGGUGUAAAUAUUACCC